AUUAGAAGAAGAAGAAGACGACCAGCUGGCGUACCGAGGUCUACGUACUUGUCCCUCUCCCAGCUCACUUCACAGAAUUGCUUGGCGGCACCAGGUCCUCUUGCCUUGCUGAUCCGGAAGUGCCAUUAUGGAUGCUUCGACAACGGGUACGGGCGGCGGAAAGAAGUCCAGGAGGGCUUCUCGCUCAUCGCGGCGGGGUCACAGGGAUCGCAAGGCCUCCACCUCAUCCUCGUCCGGGUCCUCACGCUCCUCACGACGCAACAGCGAGCGCACGAGGGCGAUGUCUUCGCCCAGGGCUGGCUGUGACCCGGACGCCACCGCCGCCCCGAUGAUCCUGCCUGUGUCCGCUGCAUUGUCCCCGCCGCCGAAGGAUGCCGCAGAGGUGGUGGACAUAACACCGGCAACUGCCCAGCUGUCCGCAUACGAGACAGCCGAUACCACUGUCACCGAAAGGCAGCUCUCUGCAUCGCCGACGCAGCAGACGAGGCGCACGAGCAGGACGGCAGUCGAUCCAGUCCACAAAAAUGCCGUCGACCAUUUGGAGCGGUUGCCAUUCACUGAGCCGCACUCGCGGUCGUCCAUCCCUGUCCCAGCUCAGGAGGCGGACGAGGCAACAACCGAGAUUCAGCGACUUCCUGGUCGCCUCAUCCGCCCACGGAUGUCCGAGGCAUUGCUGCUGACGGAUGACCCCAUCCGCGCCUGUCAGCAGGAGGACGGCCCCGUGGGGAGCCUCAGAAAGGGGCGCCGCGUGUCGACGUUCCAGCGCUUCCGAGACGUGGGGCGUGCCAUGCGCUCCUCACUGUCUUCGUCGUUUCUCGAGACGCCCGUGGUGGAAAUGUUGAGGUCGAGGCUCGUCCGCCGCAUCUCGCUGCAUGGUUCGAACCAAGAGCGGAUCAAGGCGCUCAACGCGGCUUCCACUGCGAGAACCGAAAAGAAGAAGGGCAAGGAACCGUUCCGCAAGAUGGUGUUCUAUCUUCUGGUGCGCGUUGUGGUCACCGCGCUUGUCCUGGGCCUCGUCGUCGCGGUCGUGAUGCUCCUGACGCCGCAGUCGAGGCCGCCCGAACUGUGUCGCAGUCACUCGUGCAUGCAGUACGCCGAGAGGCUGCUGCAGUCCAUGAACACGUCUGCCGACCCGUGCGACAGCUUUACGCGCUUCGUGUGCUCGGGCUGGACGGAGCACAACGUACUCAGCGUGCACCUCAGCAUGCUGGAUUCCGCGCUCUCCAGGCUGUCGCGGUUCGCGCGCUCCGCGAGCGCCUCACUGUCGCACCCACGGACGGCGGCGCAGAUCGGCGCCGCUUUCUUCCACAGCUGCGACGUCGUGAUCAGGGAUAACAGAAACGAGAUGGCGAAUGUAAGGCGUGCCCUGGCCGAGGCCGGCGUUGCAUGGCCUGGCCGCGCGAUUGGUAAACCGGAUGCGCUGCACACUCUGCUGUUCGCCGCCAUUCACCUCGGCUGGACGGCCAUCUUGCACGUUGACAUUCGCCCAGGCAGCAGGGGUGAACCCUCUUACCGGAGCACUUCAUCGAGACGACAAACCGACACCGUCGUGCUAACACUAUCUCGUGAGUUUGGCAUGCUUGCUCGCAAGCACUCGUCUCAGGAGGCCAGGCGGCCGGCGCGUAUAGCGUACGUUGGUCUUCUCAACGACAACCUGGGAAGCGGCGGCGACGACGUGUCAGCGAGCACAGCCUAUGAGGUCGCCGAUCGCGUGGACUCCGAGUUUCUGGAUCCCCUGGCCAGCAUCGUGGGUGACCGGACUGCGCGGACCACUGCGCUGGAGAACAGCACAAUCUUCAAGGGCCGGCCGGCGCUGGUCACCCGCUGGCGAGACGCGCUGUCUUCUUACGGAGUCCCCGCGGCACACGACGUCCUGCUUCGCAACCACAACAGCGACUUCGUGCGCACCUUCAUCGAGAUCUGGGAGUCAAAUGGCGAAGCGGAGACGCACAUGUUCGUCUCCUGGUGCAUCGUGCAGGUGGCAGCGCUGUUCGCCAGCCAGCGCCUCAUCAACAGCUUCUACGAGAGCGAGCAGCACGCGCGCGUCCUGCACGGCGUCUUCUGCCUGGCGCACACGUACCUGCUCACCGGCUUCGAGCUGUUCGCCGGCUACAGCGCCGAGGUGAGCCACGCGGGCGCCCGUGAGGACGCGGAAGCUCUGGUCAGGGCGGUGCGCGGCGAGUUCUACAGGCUGCUCGCCAGGUGGCCCCAUCGGGACAGCAACGUCACGGUCGUCGCCGACUGGAACUCGACUGCUGUCGCCUUCUCGGCCGUAGACAGAACAAGUCCCGAAUCUGGGCGCGGCUUUGUGGGCAGUGGUGGCGUUUGGUCAGGCCAACCAGUGGCGAUGGGUGACUCGCUGGUCACCAACUGGCGCCUUGCCGCGGCCGCCGCCCGCGUGGUGUCGCGGUCUCCGCAGAGAGCGGCCGUCGCGCAGUCGAUGCAGGCGCUCGCCUUCCACGCAAAUGUGGGCAAGGACUUCCUCUUGCUGCCCUACGCCUUCGCGUACCCUCUGUACGACGCAGACGCGGCACGGGCUAUGAAUUACGCUGGUAUGGGAAGCCAGGUGGUGCAGGCGCUGGGUGAGCUCUUCCUGGCGGCCUACCGGAGCAGCUCGCCACCAGCACGGGAGCCAAUCUUGGAGUUCAUGCACUGCGUCCAGCCCGACGCUAGCAGCGCACGCCAGGACGAGAGUCAAAUGAUGCAGGACGCGUGCCGAGGCAGGAGACAAGCGGCUUGUGGGCCUCGAGGCGCUGACGCUGCCCCAGCUGUUGUUCGUGGCCGCCUGCUACGCAAACUGUCCAGGCGGCGGCCUGCCGUCACCCGCAUUCUACAUAGCCGGAGUACCGGACCUGUGGCCGGGAGCCGAGCCCCACUGCGACGCCAUGUUGCGGCGAACGAGGCACUUCGCGCGCACUUUCGAGUGCGCUCCCGGCAAGCACAUGAACACCGGCGCCGACGGGUGCAGCCUAUUUCCCUGAGAUGCCGCACCCCACUCUUGGCCCCUGCGGAUUUGAAGUUUUGCCCCUCAGUCGAAGAAGGGGCGCAUCGAGUUGAGGUGCCGAAUAUCGGUCGCAAAGUGUUGCCGUUUGGCGGACAUUUUGAGGAUCUGGUGACGAAGCUUGAAUCCAGUGUUGUUGUUAAUUAUCGUGCUGAAUCAAAAACGACGAGUGGUGUAGUAAUUUACUAUACUAUGUUGUCAAUGUUACCAUAUUAUGUUACGUCUUCCUACGUAACAAUAGCAUGCUUUAGGAGACUUUCCAACAACAUACAUUUACUCCGUCUGAUUCGGUUUUUUUUUUGUUGUGCCACGCCUCACAGUACACUGUUCGUGUUUGAUGCUGACUCAUCUAAUAAAUUUGUAACAAUAGUUUAUUUGAGACUCAAUAUACAUGUCUUCUUAUGCCACGACAGGCGCCUUCUACGUCCAUGAAUUAUCAUUCUCCGUGUAUUUGUUGGUAUAGUGCUUAGACUGAACGCCACUCGCUAGCGAUGUUAGCGUGUUGCAAGCCUCUUGUUACAACUUUAGUUCUGAAUUGAGUUGUAUGAUCGAAUGACAAGAACUUGUCGAUGAAAUUUCUCAGUCAGUGCGAAGUGCCUUGGUACACCAUCGCGAGUGGUUAAUUUAUAUCUUUGUUGUUUAUUAAGAAGCGAAUUGCAACACGAAGCGUACAGGAAGCUUGUGUGUUUUGAAAAUAUAUAAAGACUUUGCCUGCAUAAAAGAAACUGUAAAAGAAAGUGCCCUCCAGUAGCUCUGCUGUGCCAUUGUGGCACUUCAGAGGAAAAUGUUCUCAGGCGUGGGCU
Messenger RNA from Dermacentor albipictus, 3804 nucleotides. RefSeq names its product endothelin-converting enzyme 1-like. The record is from RefSeq and is a predicted model, not a curated record. Gene Ontology annotation, biological process: protein processing. Gene Ontology annotation, molecular function: metalloendopeptidase activity. Lineage: Eukaryota; Metazoa; Arthropoda; Arachnida; Ixodida; Ixodidae. Gene Ontology annotation, cellular component: plasma membrane.